This is a messenger RNA of Dioscorea cayenensis subsp. rotundata (Guinea yam), 1179 nucleotides long. Its product is annotated as protein MIZU-KUSSEI 1-like. The coding region runs from base 403 to 1146 and encodes 247 amino acids. The record is from RefSeq and is a predicted model, not a curated record. The transcript has a single exon. NCBI's taxonomy places the organism in Eukaryota, Viridiplantae, Streptophyta, Magnoliopsida, Dioscoreales, Dioscoreaceae. Gene Ontology annotation, biological process: hydrotropism.
UCAGUAACCUUAAUUAAUAUUUUAGCAUUGAGGUCUUAAUAAUAGCCUGGAAAUCAUAGCCCACCUUAUCACAUUUAUGAACCUCCAACAAAUCAUAUCCCUCUGACAUUGAUCUUUGCCAUGUAUAUAUAUAUAUAUAUAUAUAUAAAUAUCGGAGGGACCUCAAGGUCCUUUUCCCAUUUGAUUAAGGACAUCUACACAAUUAUUCCUGUUUGCAGGGGUACAAAUGCAAAUUUUCGCAAACAAAAACCAUGCGCGUGAACCUCCCACAGAACAAAAUAGACAUCUCAACAAACAUACCAGAUCUCUUACCAACGUGCAUUCCACAACUUCUCUGGUCCUAAAUUUCAUACAAGAGGCCACCCAAAUAGCUCUCCACACAAAGAAUCACCAGCAAUUCCAAUGUCUCAUCCCUCGCCAAGCCCACCGAGGUACGGCAUCAGCAUGUCCGAGACCUCCGGCAGCCCAAGCUCAACCCCCAGCCGGAGUCCUCAGCUACCCAUCACACUCCUGCCAGCACGAAAAAAACACCCCCCGAAGUCCGCAAAGAUAUUCAGAGCCAUUCGCUCGAUCGUCCGCUCAUUCCCAAUCAUCUCUCCAGGCUGCCGGUUCCAUGCAAAUAUCCCCCGAGGAAACACUUCGCAUGAUAGCCAUAUCCAAGGAGCUACUUGCACCACCGGCACCCUAUUCGGCCAUCGCAAAGCUCGUGUCACACUAGCUAUUCAAGAAAACCCAAGGAGCAUACCUUGGCUAUUGCUCAAGCUGGGGAUCCCCACCACGAAACUCUUGCAGGAGGUGACCUCAAGCCUAAGGAUCGCUCUGGAGUGCGAGAAGCUGGUUGGUAGCAAGACGAAGAUCCUUGAUGAACCAGUGUGGACAGCCUUCAUCAAUGGUCGCAAGAUUGGCUAUGCGGCCAGAAGAGAGCCGACAGACACCCAUCUUAGCAUUAUGCAGUUGCUCCAUGCCAUAUCCAUGGGGGCCGGCGUACUGCCGGAUGAGCUAACUGAUCCUGUUGAUGGUGAGCUGACCUACAUGCGAGCUCACUUUGAUCGUAUCAUAGGAAACAGAGAUUCUGAGACAUUUUACAUGUUUAACCCCGACUCCAAAAGUGGGCCGGAACUCAGCAUAUUCUUUGUAAGAAUCUAAUAAAACAAACUGUAAAGCAAAUGCAAGCAGACU